Molecule: messenger RNA, 1356 nt
Organism: Scomber scombrus (Atlantic mackerel)
Lineage: Eukaryota; Metazoa; Chordata; Actinopteri; Scombriformes; Scombridae
Product: GTPase IMAP family member 9-like
Exons: 5
Coding region: 1-1356 (451 amino acids)
Molecular function (GO): GTP binding
Source: RefSeq, a predicted model, not a curated record
AUGGGCCCAAAGCAGUCUACUCCUCCAGAUAAUCUGGAGCAAGAGAACUCAAGCGACUUUCAGAUCGAAAGAGGUCGGUUGAACUUGAGAGCUUUGAUCUCAUCUGGGAAUGAGUCCAACUGGGCUUGGACGAGGAGGGCCUUCUCCGCGUUCAGAGCAGAGAUCCGCAAGCACAAACUCCCUGAGCGCGAGAGGAAGAACUCGAGUGUGAGCGCAGGAAAUCUGCGCGAGCAGCGAUGUAACCGAGUGCGGGGACACACCUCCUGGUCUAGAUCUCCCACAGUCUUCAACAAUGAUGAGCUGAUCAGGAUUGUGAUAGUUGGGAAGACUGGAGCUGGGAAGAGCGCCACAGGAAACACCAUUCUGGGACAAAAGUGUUUUAAAUCUGAGUUCUCCCUCAUAUCUUUGACUACAGUCUGUGAAAAGGCUUUUAGUGAGGUAGAUGGACAAAAGGUUGCUGUUAUCGACACUCCAGGCCUGUUUGACACCAACAACACUGAAGAGAAAACAGUUAAAGAUAUUUCCCAGUGCAUUGCUUUUGCUUCUCCUGGACCUCAUAUCUUCUUGCUUGUCAUCAAAGCAAACAGAUACACAGAAGAAGAAAAGCAAACUGUACAGAUGAUUCAGGAAAUCUUUGGUGAGAAAGCCUACAAAUACAGCAUGGUUCUCUUUACCCAUGGUGACCAGCUCAAAGGGAAACCUAUCGAGGAGUUAUUGAAGGACAGUGAAGAUCUGAAGGAACUUGUGGACAAAUGUAAACGCCAGUAUCAUGUAUUCAAUAAUGAGGUGAAGGAUCGUUCUCAGGUCAGGAAGCUGCUCGAGAAGAUAAAAGAAAUAAAUGUGCUGAAUGGAGGAGGCUAUUACACCACUGAAAUGCUCCAAAAGGCAGAGAAAGUGAUUGAAGAGGAGAAACAACGACUCCUGAAAGAGAAAGAAGAGGAACACUGCAAAGAGCGGGAGGAACUGAGGAAGAAAAUAGAGGAAAAGUAUGAGCGACAGAUGAGGGAUGAAAGGGCGAAUGAGUUGAGGGAGGCUCGUGUAAGAGAAAUGAGGGAGGAAGAAGAAAAUCUGAAAAAAGAAAAAGAAGAACAGGCCAGACAAGAAGCUGAGAAAAGCAAAUCAGUAAUUCAGUGGAUAGGUGCAGAAGCUGUGAAUGUACCAGCCUUCUGUCCCUUACCUCGAGUAUCGCCUGUGGCUGUGUGGUGUCCUCUGGCUUUGAUCCCGUCAGGAGAGCCCAGAGACUUCUGCCUGGUCAAACACCACAUUUCUACCACUCGAUCGAUCACAGAUUUACUGAUGCAGACAUGGAAAAAACGCAUGCUGCACACAUCUUACCAAGUGAGCAACAGCGUCUAA